AUGAUGAUUAUACUCAUUCUCUCCAUUCUUUUUUAUCAAUCCACUUCACUUAGCGUUUAUAGUCAAAAUGAAGUUGAUGAAUUAGUUCAAAACAAUAAAUAUGUUAUUGUAUUUUAUUCAGUAUCAUGGUGUAUGCAUUGUAAAGAGUUAAAACCCGUAAUGGAACAACUUGAAAUAGAAGAGAAAACAAAUCACCCAGAAUUACUAAUAGUCAACGUAGAUUGUAGUAAUAAUGAUUGCAAUUAUAAUCAAUUUCCUAUUGUCAAUUUGUAUCGAGAAGGUAUUUUAUUUAGCUCUUUUGAUGGACAAAAAAAAGUUUCAACUCUUCAACGAUGGAUUGUACGAUGUAUGUCAGACUUGCUUAGUAAAACUGAUGAAGAUGAUAUUGAAGACCUUCAAUAUGAGAGUGAUGUUUUAAUUGUUGUACGAUUUAGUAAUGAAACGGUUGUUAAAAUAAAUUUUAAUUUUUUGGAACAAGUAUUAAAGCCAUAUUUUACAGAAAGAGUCAAGUUUGUGUAUUAUAUUAAGUCAUAUGAAAAAGCUAUGAAAAUAGAUAGUUAUGUUAGGUCAGUAUUUGACCCAACUAAAUAUAUAAAGAAAACAUUAAGUAUUGAUGAUGUUGGAGAUUACCUUAAAUUCUAUCUUAUGCAACACAUAACAUAUCCAUAUACUACAUAUUCACCAGAAUUAGAAAAUCAAAUGAAAUUGUAUGAAGCACGUUAUGUUAUUGUUUAUUCAACAGAAUUUAAAGAGGGAAUUGUUUUAGCAAAUUCAUUAGAAAAAUAUUGGGGAAAAUUACUUGGUUUUUAUGUAGCAUUAGGUUCAAAUAAUUUUGGAGAAAGUAUUUAUGGAAAGAAUAUUCAAAGAAUAUUUCCACAAACUAAUCACAUCAGAAUUAUUACAUGCAAUGAACGAAUUGUAUAUGACUAUUUUGGUAAUUGGGAUCAAACAAGUGUUAGUGAAUGGGUUGAUCAAGUGAUGAAUAAUCAAAUAAAACCAACAAUACGUUCAAGUAAAAUUAUUCAACAAGACUCUCUUAUUAAUGAACUUACAGCAGAGACAUUUGACAAAUUUAUAAACCAAGACAAAGAUAUUUGUUUAUAUGUUUACUAUAGGGAUUUAGAUGAUUCUUUUUCAUGUUUUGCAAAGAAUGCAAAAGCUCUUGAAAAUGUUCCAAAUAUUCAAUUUGGAAGUGUUGAUCUUUCUACAGAAGAUGUAAUGGUUAAUAUGACAUUUAGAAACAUGCCAACUAUUUUAGUAUUUAGAGGAAGUGAUCAUAAACCAAAUGAAAUAUCUGGUUAUGGUGAUGAAAAAGGAAUAAAUAAAUUUAUAAGAAGAAAUACGUUCUAUUCAAUAAAUAAAUUAUCGAUGUAUAAUUUAUUUGAAACUCCAAGCCAUUCAUACCAUAAAGAGCCAUAUCCAUUAGAACAUUAUAAAAGUCCAUUAAAAGAACUUUAA
Molecule: messenger RNA, 1458 nt
Organism: Entamoeba histolytica HM-1:IMSS
Lineage: Eukaryota; Evosea; Mastigamoebida; Endamoebidae
Product: thioredoxin, putative
Exons: 1
Coding region: 1-1458 (485 amino acids)
Biological process (GO): response to endoplasmic reticulum stress; protein folding
Cellular component (GO): endoplasmic reticulum
Molecular function (GO): protein disulfide isomerase activity
Source: RefSeq, a predicted model, not a curated record